Messenger RNA from Pleuronectes platessa (European plaice), 3075 nucleotides. Its product is annotated as CDK5 and ABL1 enzyme substrate 2. Bases 1 to 1557 code for a protein of 518 amino acids. The transcript has 9 exons. Gene Ontology annotation, biological process: regulation of cell cycle. The record is from RefSeq and is a predicted model, not a curated record. NCBI's taxonomy places the organism in Eukaryota, Metazoa, Chordata, Actinopteri, Pleuronectiformes, Pleuronectidae.
AUGGCGACCGCCCUGUGCGGAGUGCAGGCCGCCGGCAGCGCCACGAAGCCGGUCAAGACUUACCGCGAGCACCGGAGGAAAGCGAAGGACUCCCGGCGGCGGCAGGCGGCUCUUCUGUUCCUCAACAACAUCUCGCUCGACGGGCGGCCACAGGGGGUUACACACGGUGGAAGUGCGGAGCUACAGAAAGCCGCCACGGAGGAGCAGCGGCUCGGGGACAGAGACGGAGCCGCCUCGGUCUCGUCUCCUCCGGCUGCUCCGCCUCCUCCUCCGCCGCCGGAUGUCCAAGGAGCGGCCGCCCAGGUGACGGAACCCUCCGGCAGCGGCUCAUCCUCCAGCGUCCUCGGGGUGGAUACUCCUACCCGGCCUUCUUUGGUCAUGUCACCGGGACCUGCCGCGGCCGUGGGGGCCAACGAGGUAUUUUUGGAUGGUGUGAGUCUGGCGGAGACGCUGACCCCGGACACCCCCCUGUCUCCGGGGCCCGCCGGCCACCAGCCCUGCUCCCGGGCCAAGUCCACACCCGCCGCCCUGAGCCCGGCCGGAGCAUGUCCGGAGUCUCGGCAGAGGUUGAGGAACAUCUCUGGUUCUCCUGGACCCAAGGUGCCAAAGAAAGUCCACUUCAUCAAGAGUAUGAGACAGUACGACACCAGAGGAUGCAGGAUCAUGCUGAUUUGUGCCAAGCGGUCGCUUUACGCUACUUUCUCAGUGCUGCCCUAUGAAGAGAGCACUCACCUCAGUGAAAUAAAGAUGGAGACUCAGAGACAAAGGCUGUCUUCUGUGGUGGCUGCAGACCUUCUUCCUUACUUGGAGGGUGUGGAGCUCGGCGCCUGCGGAAAGACUGUGUCGUACGCUCAGUUCCUUUAUCCGACCAACGCCCUGGUGAGGCAGAAGAGCGGCACCGCACCGGAGAACGGAACAGCCCAGACCCCCCAGUCCCGUUUCCGUGGCAACGGCCAGAGGAACUUCACCCAGGGUCGUCUCAACAACAGCGUGACGCAAGAGCCGCAUGCAGAGGAGGUGGCAGAGUACGACCCCAACCUGCUCAGUGACCCCCAGUGGCCGUCUGGGAGACACAAGAGGGUUCUUAUAUUCGCUUCCUACGUGACGACUGUUAUCGAGUACGUGAAGCCGUCCGACCUGAAGAAGAACAUGAACAACACCUUCAAGGAGAAGUUCCCCCACAUUAAGCUGACUCUGAGCAAGAUAAGAAGCCUGAAGAGAGACAUGCGGCUCGGGAGCGAGGACUGUGGCCUGCAGCCCGUCACCAUAGCUAUGGCCUUUGUUUACUUUGAGAAGCUGGUGCUGCAGGGUCGACUCAACAAGCAGAACAGGAAGCUGGUGGCGGCGGCCUGCGUGCUGCUGGCUGCGAAGAUCAGCAGUGAUCUGCGGAAGCCAGAAGUCAAACAGCUCAUUGAUAAGCUGGAGGAGCGUUUCCGUAUAAACGGCCGAGAGUUGAUUCCCCUGGAGUUCCCGGUGCUGGUUGCUUUGGAGAUGGGACUCUACCUACCGGAGAGCAAGGUCAUGCCGCAUUACCGCAGACUGGUGAAGCAGGGGUAGAGUGACGCCCCUUCACUCCGCUGGCAUCAUCGAUAACACCAGCAAGUGUGUGUUUGUUUGUUUGUUUGUGUGUGUGUGUGUGUGUGUGUUGUGGAUUGACCAGUUUAUAAGCCAUCAUGUUUAAAACCAAUUCUAUUUAUUUCCUGUCAGUGAGAAGAACUCGUUUACACUCGAUCUGAAUGUGUGUGUUUUUGUACGUGUGACGUUUUGAUGGUGAUGAUCAUGAGCUCUAUGUUAGAGACGUCCAAUCAGCACGUUAUUUGUGCUUUUAUUUUUUCUCAUGAUUUUUCUGAUACAUCCUUGUUUUCCUCACCUGUUUCUGAAAUGUGUACGCUGUGAUCUUUGUGGACAAACUCUUCACUGGCACCUUUCUCCCGACUAAACACUUCAAGUUUAGUGUGUUAAUCACAAACGACAGAGAAAUCACUCUGCUGAUUUUUGUGAACGCCUUUUACAAACCACUGUGACAUCUUUUUAGACAUUAAAACUGUAGAUUGUGGUUGUGUAUCAAGGUUUUAGUCCAUUUUUCAAGAAGCGAUUUUUAAAUUUGAAAUGUCCGUCCCACAGUGAUGCAGCCACUUUCAUGAAUUCAUCAAAAAAAAAAAAACGUGGCAGCUCCGUGUUUAAGAAUUUGUUGUUGUUGUUGAAUCUGUGCUGAUAUGUAUUGUCUAUGGUGUCACGUGUAAAGAAAGAGGAUUUCUGAUUUGUCGUAUUUAUAGAAAUUGAAUGUUUUUUAUUUUAAAUGUCUCAUUACCCAGGGAUGUUUUUGUUUAAUGCACUGGAAUGUAAUUCUAGAUGUCAUUUUUUCAGUUCUCAGGAAUCUUUGCCUUUUUUUCCUCAUAUCUUUGAAUUGCUCAUGAAGUCAAACCCAAAGAGUUGUAAACGUUUCACUGGAGCCGUUGUCACUGAAAUCUCCUGAGCUCCGUUGAGAGCCAAUGGAGGGUGACUAGUUUGUGACUGAAGGAGGAAUCAAACUGUCGGAACUCUGCAGCAUGUGAAUGGAUGUACGAGUUUCUUGUGCCAACAGCGGUGGAGCCUGACCGCAGAGCGAAGCGCUCAGGUCGUUGUGCCAAAAGGCAGAUGAGUACGAGGAGGGGGGGGAGAAUAGAAAAGUGCCUGAAACCACAGUGGCAGUGAAAUGGUUAACCAUCUCAUCGUCAGUGAUAUUUAACUUUGACAUUUCUUCGUCUUGCUGCUGUAGAGAAUUUAACACGUGUUACUGGUCGUGGACAUGAUGGUGAUUCAGUAUUGUGUGUCUGUAAUGUGUAUCUGUGUGUUGGAUGUCAAACUGUGAAAUAAUCCACUGUUUUCUUAUUGUAAAAUGUUUUUUUUUUUACACAUAUUUUCAGACACUGAUUAGACUUCUGGGUUAGAGUUUGUUUUCAAAUCCAGCAACAUUUGUGAACCUGAAUCUAGAUCGCCCCCUGGUGGCUGUCUAGAGUAUCAGUAACAAACCCGGCCUCCUCCAUGUUGGUGGACUACUUGUCAAAUACUUUUUGAAUUAAAAGAUGUUAAAAU